AUGGCAACUACCAAAUAUGAGAUUGAGAAAUUCGACGAAAAGAUAGACUUUGAACUAAGGAAAGCAAAGAUUAAAGCAGUCCUAGGGCAGCAAAAGGCACUCUUGGCCAUUACAGACCCUUCAAAGUACCCUGAAACACUUUCUGAGGCAGAAAAAGAGACUAUUGAAUCAAAUGCAUAUGGAACCAUCAUUCUCAAUGUUACAGACAGUGUUUUAAGGCAAAUUAUGGAUCAGCCUACUGUCUAUGCCCUGUGGAAUAAGUUGAAUGAGAUAUAUCUCAACAAAGAUUUUCCCAACAAAAAUUUCUUAAGGGAAAGAUUCUUCACUUAUAAGAUGGAUCCGACAAAGUCCCUCACAGACAAUCUUAAUGAGUUCAAGAGGCUAUCUUCUGAGUUCAGAUCGAUUGGAGAUAAUAUCGGAGAAGAGAAUGAAGCAUUCAUACUAUUUAAUUCACUACCAGAGACUUUCAAAGAUGUGAAGACUGCAUUAAAGUACAGUAGAAAAAGAAUUACCAUAGAUGCUAUUAUAUCAGCUGUAAGAGUCAAAGAGCUUGAAUUACAAAUGAUCAACCAGGAGGUGAAGGCUUGUUCUGUAAAGGGAAGAACAAGAACAAUGGGAAGAGCAAACAGAACAAUGGUGACAAGUCCAAAAUAA
Messenger RNA from Benincasa hispida (wax gourd), 654 nucleotides. The record is from RefSeq and is a predicted model, not a curated record. Lineage: Eukaryota; Viridiplantae; Streptophyta; Magnoliopsida; Cucurbitales; Cucurbitaceae.